GUCGCGGCAAGAAUGCGAGCAUGCCCGCCCAGUUCAGCAGCACACCUCUCGUCCCCAAGCACAGACGUCCCGCCCACCGGCUGCCCCGCCCCCCCUGUCUGCUCCACUGCUGGCUGACCCUCUUCUCCCUCUGCGUCGCCUCCCUCCUCGUCACCCUCAUCCACCUCCAGUCACACGCAGCUAUGAUGCACACACUCGACGCCGACGAGGCUGUCGUCGAGUGGCUGGCGCCCCGCACCAGCUCGACCAAGACCGUGGCGAGUGGCACCGCGUACGGCGAGUGGCGGGUGCCUUACAACACGACGGACCUGCCGGCGACGAAUUUUGACGACUGGCUGACAAAGGACGACCUCAUCAGGGUGCUUUAUCAGACCCCCUACGCGCGGGAACAGGCUGCGCGUGCAGAGGGGGGAGAUCGGGGUGGGAGUGGGGAUCGGGGUUCGGAUGAUGGUCGUAAUGAUGUCAAGGACGACGGCGUCAUUUUCUUUUCGUCGGCUUACAACGGUAGCGAGUCGACGCGGGAGGCAUUGAUGCGCUCGCGACAACAGAGUGGUCAGGGCAAGACGAAGAAGCGGACACAGAAGGCAAAGAAGAAGGAGAUGCUCUUGAUGGUACGUACGUCAAGCGAGAGGGAGGGGAGGAGACCAUGACUGACGUCACGUCUGCACGUCUGCCUGCCUGUGUGUGUGUGUCUUGGUGGUGUGGUGUGCCUGGCAGGGUUAUGAGUCGAGAUGGACGCCACCGGUGGAUGAGCGGAUCGGGUGUGGGCAGUCGGGUCUCAUCCCAAGGAUACUGCACACCUCGUGGCCAGACAGGAACAUCCCCCAGCGAUUCAAAGUACGUACGCCAGACGAAAUCAAUGGGUGCACACACAGGAAUGUUUCUGCAGGGCCCACCUGUCUGUCUGUCUGUCUGUCCUUGUUUAUAUAUGCAGCCGUAUCUUGAUGCGUGCUAUGCCCUUCACCCCUCACCCACUUUCCAGCAGCACUUCUACACCCACUCGGGGAUCAGACGACUGGUCAAACGACACUUCCCCCACCUGCUCGACGCCUUUGACGCGCUCGACGACGGGAGGAAAGACGACGUCGGCCGGGCGGUGGUGGUGUGGGUCCAUGGCGGCGUCUAUAUGGAUAUGGGUCAGUCGGCUCACCUCACACAGAGGAGGGACAGACAGAUGUGGUGCGUGUGGGGACUCAUCUCAUGCCAUGUGUGCAUUGCAUUGAUGGCGUGGUAGCAUUCGAUUGUGUGCGGUCGAUCGAGGAUCUCCUGGACCACGCCGAAGAAGGGGCAAGGGACAUCGUCCUCGGCCAACAUAACCCCGUCCAGGCGCACCUCGUCGAGCAAAUGACGAAUUUUCGUGGACCUCCCGUCCCCGUCUCCCAUGCCUUGAUCGCCGCCUCCCCCCGCCACCCCCUGCUGCUCACCUACAUCAACGCCACCAUGGACACACAGUCCGCCGCUAGGUCAGCCUCUCAGGCCAUGACGAUGGCCGUGGAGCAGUCGAUCCGCCGGGAGAGACAGGACACCGAGUGCAGUAUGGACCCUGCUUUAGAGCGCCUGGGGUCGGUGCUGGUGGUGCCCUAUACACACCUGCACCCAGAGGUGCCUUCGGCGAGCCACGUGUACUCGGGCAAGUGCAGAAUGGGCGUCAACCAACCAGGGAGGGCGAGACGCACGCACAGAUACACCUUUGACACCACCAGCAGCUGGGGCUGGAGCAACCGCAGUGAGGCUGGCGGCAGAAUGGAGGUCUUGUCUUUUGUGUAUGACGAUCUCGCUGACAAGGAGUGGGCGGUGUCGGGUUGCGGGCUGCUGAGUGAGGCCAUGCGCGACCCUCUGAUGUUCUACUCUAACGAGACGUACGCCGUGCUGCACUAUGACGCCAGGAAUGAGAGCCAUGGCGCUGGCAGAGAUGAGAGCGAGGCAGCGGUUGAUGUGGCGGACCUCACUGAGGGCAGCGCGGAGCUGCUCGUAAUGUCUUGAUGUAGGGAGACAGACAGACAGACAGACGAGUGGGUGGGUGAGAGGGGACGGAGUGUGUGUAGACAGACAUGUGUAGCUAGAUCACUCCACUGUGUGCAUGUCUAUCCGUGCCGUGCGUGUGUGUGAUGGCACAAACUAGAUAGGAGGCAGGUACAAUGAAUAGCUCAGGCUAUGUAUGCUAUCAGAUCAGGCACACAAAAGUUUGUGUUUGUGCCGGCGUGUUGUAUAUCGAUUGUUUUGAUCUAUUACAGGGUGCGGGCGGCCAAAGGGGGGGACGGGCAUGGCCUAUACUCUGCUUAGAGUCUGUAUACUAUAAGGUCGUCCAUAGGCAGCGCAGCCCUGAGUUAGGUUUGGACACAGAACAGACGGAUGUCUUGGGUCUGAGUGAUUGCCAUUUGAUUGCCAUUUGACCUGACCCCUCGGAAAAGUCGCCAUGCCAUGCGGAGAGCAUGCUAUCCGAAGGACCCACGAG
Messenger RNA from Vitrella brassicaformis, 2455 nucleotides. The record is from the annotation of a GenBank genome assembly. NCBI's taxonomy places the organism in Eukaryota, Vitrellaceae.